AUGAAAUAAAACUAGCCUUAAGUUAAAAAAGUUUCUAAUGGAUAGGGAUCUGCGUAAAAUAAUCUUUAGCUAGAAUAAGUGAAUGAAAUAAUGGAUAGAAUAUCUUCAACAAUCAAGGAUAAAAUCAACACUGAGGCAAUAUAUUACUUGAUUUGUAUAAUCAGCACAAUCACAUAAUACUUUAGCAUUUAUAAGUUAAAUGUGUAUAUCUUCAACUUCAAGCUCUUCUUUUACUCAAUACUUGUUAUGACUCGCAGAUUUAUUAGUCGAAUUAUUAAAGCCAGAGAAGCUUCUGAUCCAUUAAAACUUAGACCAUCAACUUCUAUUUUUAUAGUGAUUCAUGCAGCAAUAAUAUUCAACAUCUUAUAUCUUUGCAUACGUUUAUGGCAGGAAACAUAUUCAUAUACAUCAAUAAUCUUUCUAGCAUACUAUCACCUGAUAUAUUUUAAAUAUGGGACAAGUGUUACAGAGUAAGAGCAUUAGUUUGGUUUUAAUCAUGAUCUUAAUUUCUACUUUAAAGUUAUUGCUAUCAAAUUGAGUGAAAUUAUUUAUUUUUCAUGCUUGCUACCUUACAAGUGCUUAGAUGAAGAUAUCAACUAUGACUAUUUUACUUCUAUGGUGAUUGCAGCUAUAACAACCUUAAAUUUAAUGCUAUUUUUUGCAAUGGAAAUAUUUGUGAACAUUGGUCUAUUAAAUAAGCUAUAGGCUAAAAAAUUAGGUUGUUGGAAAUAAAUUUCUGAACAAGAAGCAAAAGCUUAAUAGAAUUUUUAUGAAUGGAAAGAAAAUUAACCAUAUAAAAGAAAUGUAGUUGUUAGCUUUUAAGAUAAAUGGUAUAGAUCGAUAGGAAAGACAAAUCUCUCUUAGCCAGGAAGUUUUAAAAAUACAAUCUUUUAUCUAAUUUUCCACAAGGUAAAGAAAUCAAGAAAAGCUUUAAUUAUACUUUCGGGAUUUCUAAUGGUAUUUUAGGAUUUUAUGAUUCUCAAAACAAAGAAUCCUGUGACAUAUGCCCUUACUUUGAUCUAAACUCUAAUAGUUUCAGGUUUUCUGAUUAUUCAAAAUAGAAAAUUAUCUCAAAAUUUCAAUUGA
Molecule: messenger RNA, 1086 nt
Organism: Tetrahymena thermophila SB210
Lineage: Eukaryota; Ciliophora; Oligohymenophorea; Hymenostomatida; Tetrahymenidae
Product: transmembrane protein, putative
Exons: 6
Cellular component (GO): membrane
Source: RefSeq, a predicted model, not a curated record